AUGCAGUCAUCAGCUCCCCUAUAUCGAGUCCUCAUAUCUGUAACGCUCUGCGUAAUAUUGGGACUACCUGCAGCACUUGGAUUAUCGCAAGAAGAAAGAAUAUGGUCACCCAAAUUGGUGAAAGAAACACUUGAUAACUGGUCCGAGAAGUAUCCACAACUUUUCCGUACGGCAUCAGUGCAAGAGAAAUACAGUAUCCCACAUGCAGGAAAUGUCACGGAUUGCUCGUAUGAUGAAAACGAUGGCUGUAGCCAAUAUUUCUUCACAGUCCAAGACUUCAUUAGACAUCCUGAAGGGUCUCGAUCUUCGGCGCACCUACCAGAAGUGUUUUGGAGCGGCACAUUACACGGAGAUGAAAUAGAAGGACCGUCUGUUGUAAUGGAAGCUACUAAAAUGCUCCUCGAAUCGGCGGCAUGCGAAGCAACUCCAGGUCCGAACCCCUCUGCUUCGGAUAUUCAAGCAGCCAAAGCUUGUAGAAUCGGGCUUGGAGAACGUGGCAUAAGUGAUGCAAGAAGGCAAUGGCUAGCUCGAUUAGCUGCUACAAGAAGGGUAGUAGUACUUCCCAGUGCCAAUGCUCUUGGAUAUAGCUCUGGUACACGUGACGAAGAUGGUAUUGACCCCGCUCGAGACUUUCCAUAUGCGGUUGGAUCGGAAUCAACAGAAUGCAUGCAAUCAACAGCUUCAAGAGCGAUCAACGAAAUUUUCAGGGACCAUAUGUUUCAAAUUGCUCUUUCGUUUUACAGUGGAAGCGGGGCGAUCGGCUUCUCAUGGAGAGGCGAACAAUACACUGCUCCCGACAAGCAGACGCAGAUCCAAAUUGCAAAAGCGCUUGGUUCAACUGCAGUAGACGGAGAACUAAUUUACGAAGGGGCAAGGCCAAACACUUUCUUUGAAAAUGGGGAUACUCUUGUUGAUUAUGUUACCACACGGGGUCCAAGUGAACUUCGAGGCUAUCAGGGUUCGUUUGAAGACUGGGCAUACGCUGGAUCUUGGGGAAAAAACACUAGCACUUGCUCUCCUCAAACUUACGGUGGCUACCUACCCGAGAAAACGCAAUACAACAAUUCUACGAAUCGUGCGUUGGCUUUGAUGACAUCAAUCAACAAAGCAACUAUCGAAAAGUCGAUGGCAUCCAAUGUAAACUUGGCGUUGGCUUCACUGGACCUCGUCCAACCGUACGUGAAUGUUUUUGGAGUGAACAAUCUCGCCCUCGCCGAUGAUAUAGUUCCGAUGAAUGAAGCAAUGUCAAGCUCAUGCCUUAAAACGAGAAGUGUUGUUUCAUCGGCAAGAGGCGAUUCAUUGGCUAUCGAAUGGACAGUAGGAGGGUCGCUUUACAUUGACUACACAGAUCUGUUCUAUGCCGUCAACUUGAGCGAAGACGAAGAGCAGGCGCUAGAUUGCCUAACGCAACCAGAUGAUGUUGAUCUAAGCAAUUUUGUACAAGCUACGUCCGACAGCAAAUCAGGUGGAAGCGGUCUCUAUUCGGAGCCUGGUGCAGAUCCAAGUCCUGACAGUUCGAGGACAAAGAAGGGGGACGUGCUGGGUCCUGUUUUCAAAGCUGAGAUUGACAUCAAGGAUAUGAAAGCUGGAGAUCGAAUUGUCAUAAUUGCCUCGGCCAGGGUUGAUCAAAACUGGAACCUUCCGCAUGCCCCAAAUGUGAUAGUACCAAGUCCCGAAAGUCACCUAGCCAACGCCCGAACCAACCCAGACUGGAAUCACCUUCACAAUGGUAAGAGAAUCAGGGGUAGAAUCAACUGGUUUUCAAUACCAUUGGCAGUUGUUCUCGAAGAUUUCGACAAUAGCCUUGGAACUCUCGAGAUGGAGAAUCGGUUUAGCCAGAGCACUGAUUCUGAUACUGAAAAAGUGCAAGACCAAGAAGAAGCAACGCAAGAGCCCCUGCAGAAGAAACCAAAGAUCGACGAACAAGUGCAUGGGGAUACAGAAGAAUACACCAUCGCUUCAAAGAUAAAUGAAAACGUUGCCUCGAGGCUUAUUUGGCACUCGCUAACAACCCUCGUUCUCUUUCUUGUCUUGAUUGUACUGAUUUAUCAAGCCAAAAAAAGAAAACUGAUGGAUCAAAUGCAGAGUGUGAUGCAUGCGCAAAGAAGCGCUGAAGAACGAGCAGACCCACACAGUCCAAAUGAAGAGGAGAUCAUUGAGUUUGGUAACAUUGGAAUCUAUAACAAGAAAAUCAACCGCACAACUGCCCGGAGUGACCAUUUGGCAAAUUACGAAUGUGAAGUUGUUGGUGAUAUCGAGGAUGACACCAUCGGAAUCUACAGGGAGAAGAGGAGCAAACGAACGACUCUUAGCAUCGACCGUUUUACCGAUGCUGACUCUGCGGUUGUAGGCGAUGUAGAGAAUGACACCGUCGGAAUCGAAAAGGCAAGGAGCAAACGCGCACCUGUCAGUCUUGACCAUUUUAUAGGAGAUUAUGACUCUGCAGUUAUUGGAGACAUUGAGGAUGAUACCAGCAGAAUCUAUGAGAAGAAGCAGAGCAAACGCACACCUGUUAGCAUGGACCAUUUCAUAGAUUAUGACUCUGCACUUGUUGGCGACAUUGACAACGAUGAAAACCAUGUCACUGAAGUUGUGGGCGAUAUCGAAGACGAUGAUUCGGAUUUUGAUUCAGACGGUGCUUCCGAUGGUGAUUCGAAUGAUGAUUCGGAUGAUGAUGAUGAUCACUGGGAUGAUGAGUAUGCCCCGGCAGCGACUCUAUACGCCCCACCAUCACCAACACGAUAUUCUUCACAAUCGAUGCCAUAUACCUCACCAGAAGAUUUGGACGACGUAUACAUCGCAUAG
Molecule: messenger RNA, 2805 nt
Organism: Cylindrotheca closterium
Lineage: Eukaryota; Bacillariophyta; Bacillariophyceae; Bacillariales; Bacillariaceae
Source: the annotation of a GenBank genome assembly